AUGCGAUCGAAGAACAUGAAGCACAUGACAGGGAAAUCGCAGUUGACACAUCUACGGUGUUGCAAGAUACCAAAGAGCAUUGACAGUUGCAUUCUCGGCGAUAUGGGCCUCUGUGAACCUGUUUCAAUCCUGCGCCGAGGCAGAAGGAAGGCGAGACUACAGGCAUCUAUGGGACUGCAGUUGAGAGACAUCCAGGUGUUGUUUCUGGUACUGAUGGUUGUGGCUGAACCGUUUCUUCGCUGUGCCGCUGCGGCUGGUGGCAUGGCCACCCGAACGAGAAUGGCCACGCCUGCAGCCGACGACGAUCCCUUGGUGACACUCACGAACUGCUUUCCCAGCGUAAUACUCAGUGCUUCGAACAUCCCAUACACCUGCGAAGUUAACAAUGACCAAACACUGAGUGGCUUGAACCUCUCCGCAUCGUACUACACCUCAGUUCUCAUUCCUGGAUGGCCGGCGACUCUUGAUGCGGGAACCAAUACCAUUACAUUCGUGCCUAUUUGGGGGGCACCUUCAGGACGUUGGGAAUUGGUCAUUACAACGUUUUCUGACGUUGAAGUAACAAACGUUCCUCUGACGACCAAUAAGAGCAUGAACUUCAUGGACAUCCGUGCGACCCGUGCGGAUUUUGCUACACUCCAUCCGUAUUACGGUAUGGGAGUCUCGUGGGAACCCAAUCUCCCGAGCGGCACC
Molecule: messenger RNA, 693 nt
Organism: Trypanosoma grayi
Lineage: Eukaryota; Euglenozoa; Kinetoplastea; Trypanosomatida; Trypanosomatidae
Exons: 1
Source: RefSeq, a predicted model, not a curated record